Molecule: messenger RNA, 19106 nt
Organism: Sycon ciliatum
Lineage: Eukaryota; Metazoa; Porifera; Calcarea; Leucosolenida; Sycettidae
Product: ryanodine receptor 2-like
Exons: 128
Coding region: 390-17486 (5698 amino acids)
Biological process (GO): release of sequestered calcium ion into cytosol by sarcoplasmic reticulum; intracellular calcium ion homeostasis; striated muscle contraction
Cellular component (GO): smooth endoplasmic reticulum; sarcolemma; Z disc
Molecular function (GO): protein binding; ryanodine-sensitive calcium-release channel activity; calcium ion binding
Source: RefSeq, a predicted model, not a curated record
CGUGUGCUCUGAGCUGAAGUCCCUGCUGUGCCGCUGCAUGCACUUCACAGGCUUGUUGAUGACGGCGAUUUCAUGUCGUGAACAUUUCCGAUCACGGCGGCUCGAGGAAAGGAAUUAUUUGGAUCAUGGAGAGGGUAAACCAGCAAGCGAGAGGGAUGACUGAGCAUUAGACCUAGAGGCAUAGUCUGUGUGCUAGCGUUGCAACAUUUGCUCUUCUCUAGCGAGUUCUUGCGUGAGUUGCCUUGUUUGUAAAUGUGCCGUGCGAAACAUUCGUGUUCCAUUCAGUCCGAACGAGUUUCGUCUAUUUCGGCAUUGUUGGCCGCUAUGCGUUGACCACGACCUUCGCUUGGAGUUGUGGCCAGCAACUGGUCUACGUGUGAUCAGCAACGAUGCCUGGCCCAAGUGCGGCCGCCCAGUCCAAAGCUGGUCAAGCCAGUGGCGGUGGAGCUGUGCCUUCAGCGGGUGCAGGUGGUGGUUCGACUGCGGGCGUUGUAGGUGGCGGUGGCGGCACGGGUGCGGCUCUAAAUGCCACUCGAAGGGAAGGUGAUGGCGACGAUGUGGUAUAUCUAAGAACGGAGGAUGACCUGUGCUUGGCGGUGGCCAUGCACGGUGACUUGUCACCGGAGCUGUAUCGACGACGCGACUACCUGGGAGCGCGCGUCUUUGGCAGCCAGUUCUGCGAGCUGUUCUCGUCCUCGGACAAGGAGUCUCCGGCGGACUUAUGGAGCUGUACAUUUCGACUGGAGCAGGCCGUGUCCGUGAGGGCGCUGCAGGAGUUGAUUAUGACACAAGAUCUCAACGCCGGUACUGCACGUCGUGUGCUGCUCUACGGCCACGCUAUCCGUCUCCGGCAUCUGCCAAGUCAGAAAUUCCUGGGCUGUCUCGACACAUCCUCUUCAGGCGACAAGCUUGCGUUCGAUGUCGGAUUGGCCGCACCAAACGCUGGCGAGAGUACAUGGUGGAGAAUACACCCGGCUUCGAAGCAGCGCUCUGAAGGAGAGAAAGUGCGUGCCGGCGAUGACAUCAUACUAGUCAGCAUCAGCACAGAGAGAUACCUGAACACUGAAGGUGUGGAGUUGAUCCAAGCUUCAUUUCAGCAAACCUUCUGGAGAAUCAUACCCGUCUGUGUCGGCACUGCGAGAGCAGCUGCUGUCGGUCAUGUGAACGGCUGCGAUGUUAUACGUCUCUUUCAUCGCCACGUGUCUCAGUGCUUGGUGGCACGAAAAGACGCAGAUGUUCAGAACAGACAUCCAAUGUAUGAGGUCGGUGUGGUGGCACAGCAGGCCAGAUCACUGUGGAGAGUUGAGUUACUACGAAUGAGAUUCGGCCAUGCCUUCCUAGGCUGGGGAUUUCCCUUUCGAUUGCGUCACAUGAUUUCCGGCAAGUACCUGUGUGUUGUGGACUCGGACACUAGUAUUGCGGAGAUGAGAGCCCAGCCGACACUGGAGCAGUCUGUCUUCUGCAUGCUUAGCUCACCGGACUCGGAGAUGGUGUUUGAGGAGAAGGAAGUGACGAUGGGAAAGCCGCAGAUCAAGUUUGGUGACCAUGUCGUGUACAUUCGGCAUAUGCACACCGGACUAUGGAUUGGUCAUCAGUCGACGAAAAAUCGCAAGCGAAUCCAGAGGCAUGUGGUCAAGUCCUUUCAGCCGGUUGUGAUGGCGACGGAGCAUCACGUGGACCUGGGUUUCACGCUGACACGUGCCGGAGCUGCUGAGUUGUAUGCUGGUGAUGUCAUGCACAUUGCACUCAAGGAGAUGAGGCACUUCCGAGUGACCAUUCAGAAUCAAGAGGUGAUGCUGUCGUCCGCCAAGCAAAGCUUUACCGGUGCCAGUUCAUCGACGCGGAGCAGCGGAGGCCCUCCGCCAGAUCUCAAUCGCUCGGCCAGCACAACCAGCAAUCUCAGCUCGUCGGCGUCGAGUAGUGGCCUGGGGUCCAGCCUGAAUUCGUCCCGCGACAGUCCGGCUAGACGCCCAUCCCCCACUCGUUUGCAGAGCGUGCCAGAGUUCAAACGCGGCCGGAGCAGUAGCCCGGCAGACGAUGGACAGACUUCUCCCGGAGAGAACACAGCGGGCAUACUAUCUGCAAUGGAAGAGAAUGGGUCAGACGCUGGCCGAUACCUGCGACGGCGCUCUGCGUCUCGCAAGCGCAUGUUCCAAUUCCGACAGCAGUCUUCCUUCUCCAUAGCGUCGUCGUCCGUCACCUCUGAAGGCGAAGGCUUGAAGCGGAAGAGUGGUGUCCCUCAGCUCAGCCCGGAGCUGGAGCAAAUCAUGGAUGCCACGAUUGGGACUUGCGAACAUCUGAAGGAGAUCAUCGACGAUUUGAUGGACUAUUUCCACUGGCCAGUGGAGAAAGGAGAGUCGGGAGGCGACUCGUAUGACUCCCACCAACAGCAGCUGCGUUUGUUGCAGCAUCGCCAGGACCUGUUUCAGCAGCAAGGUCUUGCCGACCUCAUUAUCGACACCAUUGAACUUGUCGGCCGACAUCUGAACAACAUGUGCACGAAAUCCUUACAAGGGCGGAAGACGGGCUUCUCCUUGGUCAUGGUCAACAGGGCCUUUCUGACCUUAUUGGGUACUGUUGUGCGUGGCAACGCUAGGACGUGCACAACGUUUGCACGUGAGAAGCAUCAAUGCCUGGACUGGCUGGCCGAGCGCCUGCGCGACUUCUACGCCGAUGGUGUACUUCAGGUUCUGCACUAUCUGCUUCAGGAGAGCACUGAUGCUUUGAAUAUGGUGAAAGAGAAGCAUAUUCAAGCCUUGAUCAAGCUAUUGGACACAAAGGGUAGAGAUCCAAAGGUGUUGGAGGUACUGGCCUCCCUGUGCUCAUGUGCUGGCAACGUUGCCGUGCGCCGAAACCAGAACACCAUUGCUAACAUGCUGCUGCCGCUACGUGGACUGCUGCUUCAGACCAAUCACUACCAGCACAUUGAGUGUGUACGCCCGCUGGUGUUUGUACGUAGCAGUCGCGAGGACUCGGCAUACCAUUGCUGGUACUGUGAAGUUCACGUCAUCUCCUUCAACGGCGACAUUGAGACCAACUAUCACAGCUAUCCACUGCACUUGCGUGUUGGCUGGGCCACUAGUGACGGUGUGCAGUGCUGGCCUGGUCAUGCAAGCUCCUCCGGUCUGGAAGCAGUCGGCGGCACUCUCAGCUCAGUGGGCUACGACGGCCGGUCUAUCUGGUGCGGUGGCCAGGAGUGUCGUGUGCCCACCGUGGCUGGUCGGCGCGUGCGUGGCCGAUCUGGCUCGCUACACUCUGCGCACACCCACUUCAAGACAAUUGACGACACGCUGAAGGAGAAGGAAACUCCGGAGAAGAUACGUUGCCGGGAGCUACACACCACUUACUUCCGGCCCGGUGACAAGAUCGGCCUGUGUAUUGAUCUGCAUCGCGGCACUGUAACCUUCACUCUGAACAAUCAGCUGCUGGACUGCCACGUCGCCGGCUUCAAUCCACAGUUUUCCGCAGUGUUUCCCGUCGUCAGCAUGGACGCUGGGGUCAGGUGUGCGUUCCAUUUCGGUGGCAAGAGUGGCCCUCUGGCAUAUCAACCACCGCCGGGCUAUGCCUGCCUGGAAGAGGCCAUCAUCGAAGGCCGUGACCUGAACGUGCAGCGCUGCGUCGAAACUGGGGAUUUGAAGCACCUCGACCUGGUGGGACCUCCAUGCCUGGCGGACCACGGAGCCUUUAUUCCCAACCCCGUCGAUACAAAGAAUGUUGUGUUACCAUCGGACCUGAUGGACUGUGCUGAUAUGGUGGCUAGGAAUGUACAUGAGAACUGGGCACUCACCAAGAUAACCAAUGGCUGGACGUUCGGAGAACGUGACAAUGAUGCCAAGACCAACCCGUGUAUCUGUCCCUAUGCUGAGCUCACGCCAGUCGACAAAGACUACGACAGUCGCAUGGUCCUGCAAAUGAUGAGAACUCUGAUUGUUCUCGGCUACUCCGUGGGUAUCGACUCAACCAGACAUGAAUUUGACAUGCGCUACGUCAACCUGAACAAGAAGCUGCAUCGUCAGUCGAAUGGCUACAUUCCACAACCUCUUGACCUGGAGGAUAUUGACAUCCCAGAAGAGCUCGGUGAACUUGUGGAGGCCCUCGCGGAGGAUGCUCACAAUGUCUGGGCAGCACAGAGGAUCAGCGAGGGAUGGUCGUAUGGUCAUGGAAAGUGUAACGAAACCAAGCGUACACCGUAUCUACUGAGCUUCCCUCGCCUGUCUGAAGAACAGAAGAAUGACAACCGCAAAACUGUCAGGCAGACAUUGAAGACUAUCUUGGCGUGCGGUUACACUCUGAAAGAGCCCACUCGCAAGGAGGAAGGUAACAAUAUAAACUCUCUUCGCCGAGAGGCAAGCGAGGCAACAUGGAAGGAGUGUCGGACAUUCCGAGGCCAACACGAUCAGGCCAUCGGAAAGGGCAAAUGGUACUAUGAGGUUGAACUACAGACGCACGGAUUUAUGCGUGUCGGCUGGUGCACGGUGGACUUGUCGGUCACCUCAAUGCCAGGAUCAGAUCAGAAUGCGUUCGUCUUUGACGGAUUCUUGGCCAGGAAAUGGAACAAUGGAUCAGAGACGUUUGGUCGCACAUGGCAGGAGCAUGACGUUAUUGGCUGUCUACUGGACUUGGAGCAGAGGACGAUUUCAUUCACACUGAAUGGAGCUCUUCUAGUGGAUGCAGUUGGCCAAGACGUGGCAUUUGACAAUCUUCCUGAAGGACAACGGUUUCUGCCUGUGAUCUGCUUGGGCCCGGCUCAGAGGGUGACGUGUCUUCUUGGUCGAGAUCUUGGCCAGCUGAAAAUGUUCAAUCAGCACGGUCUCCAGCAAGGAUACGAACCACUGUGCAGCAUGUUCAAUCACUUCAUGCCAAUGUGGGCAAGCUGCAACAUGCCAGUGUAUGUGGAUAUAGGCACCAGUCAUCCACGGCUGUUGUCCAUCAAUCAACCACCUUUGCCUAACCGUCCGCCAUGCCUGCGCGUAUCCAGCAAAACGGUACGAGGGACGGACACACCACGCAUGGAAUGCAUUCGCCUCAACCUCGGCAUACCUCUGGAUGGCUCUGUGGAGAUGGGGAAGUACUGCUAUGAUGUGAUACUCGCACCCGGUCAGUGUCGCAUGAAGAUGUUCAUCGGCUGGUUGUCCAGUGAAUUCCGUCCAGAGCCUGGCAUCCUGGAGAGACUAGACACGCGUAAAGUCACCGUCUGCCUUGGCAGCUGGAAGAAGGAGGAAACUGAGGGUACAGAGAGCAAUGAAGAAGGCAGUAGCGAGGAUGAGGACUGCUGUGGAAGUGAGAUAAUGGAGUGCCAGUCAAUGCACGUGGCUCGUGUCAAGACCCUGCUCAGUAACAUUGAUGUGGACAACAGCCAGCCACUUCAGCUGACGUGUGUUGUGGAUACCGAGGAGGGAGUCAUCACAUUCCGUCACCAGGGCGAGGAACUCAUCAAUCAUGAGUUACAUAUCCCAUCGGAGCCACGUCUUCUCUACCCGGUGAUGUUGUUUGUGCCGACGGGAGAAGACAUCCUGGACUUUGAGUUCUCUAGUCAGGAGGAUUGCAUGAACCUCUUCGAUGCGGUGCUCAGUACGAAGAAGAAGCACUAUGUUGUCCCGCCUCGACUGAGGCUGGAGAUAAUGGAAGAUGCCGAAUGGCGCAUGCUCCCGGUCAACUUGCCGCCAAUCAAGAGUCGGUCGUCCAAGAGCGGAGAAGUGCAAGUCAACGUCGACAAGCCAAGAAUGUCAGUUAUGGUGGAGAUAUCCCGGGAGCUGCACAGCUGGAGUUUGCCUGAGCUUGUUGAAAUGCCACAGCUGAUGAGCUUCCACACCAAGACAUUAGACCUGUACAGUGGACUGUGCAUGCAGGGAAAUGAACUGAUCACUAACCGCAUCACUUGUGAUCACGUCACCAAGCAGCAGCUCAUGGAGUGUGCCAAGAUGGAUGAUCUGCCAGGUCCUCUGAACCGGUCCUUCUUCCGCCUCCUGAGUACACUACAUCUGGAGAAGCAUGUGAACGCAAGAUUGCUGACAAGAAGUGAGUUUGUCAUCCCGCUGGAGCUGGUCAAGAAAGCGUCCAAGCUCUACACAGCCAGUGACAGCAAGUCUAAGUUCAGUGUUGCCCGCUCAUCACUGAUGGGCCGUGUCCUGCCUGGUAUGGGCAUGGCUAGAAGGCCUGAUGAAGGGCUCAGCACUAAGGGGAAACAGAGCCUCUGCAGCAGCUUGACCAGAGCUAGUAAUCAGAGCUGCAGCAUUCGCCACUGUCUGCAGAAUCGGCAGAUGGACUUUGACCUACCGCAGCUGAAGACACAUGUGCUAGCUACACUGAAGCAAGCACUAGCUCAGCAUAGUUAUGACAACUUCCGACUAACAGAACAGCGACAGAUUGAUAUUCUUGUUCCUCUGUUGAGUUGCUGUGAUGAACUGCUAGUCAUGGGUUUAUUUGAUGACAACAACAUUCAACAGCUGCUGGUCCUGCUUGACCCAUCAUCCUUUGCAGAUGAGGAAACCGGAGACGGCACGGACGGUCUGGUGUGCUUGCCACUGCAUGAAGAUGUCAAGUUGCAGGUAUGUCGGCUUCUGCAGCACCUGUGCGACCUGCAGCUGCGGCAUCGCGUGGAAGGAAUUGUGUCAUUUGCCGACACGUUUGUCAGCGGAAUGCAGUUGGAUCAGGGACUGAGGCUGGACGGAAUCAAAAAUGCUCCAAGCUUCUCAGCCGCCAUUACUGCCAAAAUGACGAAAGAGUUCCGAAUGAGCCCGAAGGAGCAAAUGCGAGUGCUUCUAGCUUUCCGUGACUGCAUGGACACCAGCGACUCAGCACUGAAAGAGCCGCUGAAAAUCGAGAUGAUGGAGUUUCACGAGAGACUCCUGCAAGCCUGCAGUCCAGAGCGCUGCUACAUACCAGAGCAAGGCAAGCACGUGGAGUCGUCACCAUCGUUGUCAACGUGCAGCAGCUCUGAUGGCGAGAGCGAGAGCUAUCGCACCAUGCUGCGGAAUCUGGUCGGCGUGGUACGUCGACGUGCGUCCUCGAUUUCUGAAGUGCCCGAACCGCAGUCAAUACAGCAAGCGGAUUCACUCCAGCGUUUGAUUUGCACCACCAUGUUAUCUUGGGCACAGCAGAGCAUCCUCUCACCCGUGUUGGUUCGUGAAGUGUUUGAUCUGCUGUACCGGCAGUACAACAGCUACAAAGAGGUGAUGGCCGCCCUUGCCAAGGCGUACGUUGUGGAGGGCAAUGGACUUGGGCGUAUCCAAAACCUACUGGAAGCUCUCGGUAAUGUCAGGUCUCUGCUUCGGGUGAAGAUGGAUACACAGGAGGAGUCGCUGCUCUGUGAUGCGCUGAGUAAGCUGCGUAACAACACAAUGAUCUACCAGCAUCCAGACCUGAUGCGGCUACUCGGCGUGCAUGAGACUGUGCUGGCUGUGAUGAGGAACGUUCUGGGAGAGGUUGACACAACAAUGUUUAGCACCACUACCAACAUGUCCUCUGGUGGUCCUAGUGCACAAAACACGCAGAGCACGGCCGCUUCCAUGGGCUCUGGGCCGUCUAUAGGGAACCCAUCCGACAGUCUGCAACCUCCCAGCAAUCGCCAGCAUCACCGCUUAUCCGGGGCUGAAGCUAUUGGAAUGGAUCAUAACGAAGUUGUGCAGGAACCACUUGAUGAAAAAGCUGCAUGCCAGUCUCCGGCCACAGUAGCGGCAUGCUGUCGUUUCCUGACGUACUUCUGCCGUACGAGCCAUAACAACCAGAGAGCUAUGUUUGAUCAUCUGGGAUAUCUUCUCAACCACAGUGGAACCGGAAUAGUCAGCAGCACAGCUCAUACAAUCAACGGAGGUACGCCAUUGGAUGUUGCUGCGGCAACCAUACGUGGUCAUCACGAGUUGUCUCUGGCCCUAAAGGACUGGCAACUUGAUCAUGUUGUCCUAUUGCUGGCUUCAUCUGUUACUGGCUUGACUACGCAGGAGCUACUCGGCCAGAAGAAUGAUAAUCUUGGCUCGAUGGUUAAUUCAGCGGAGUUGUUUGCCAGCAGCGACAGCUUCAGUAUGGACGAGUGGAAACCGAACGAUGGAGAGAGAUACCUCAACUUCUUGCGGCAAGCAGUCAGUGUGAACGGUCAAACGAUCGAAGAGAACGCUUCGGUGGUGGUGAGAUUGCUGAUCCGCCGACCCGAGUGUCUCGGUCCUGGUUUGGACGGCGAAGGCCAGGGUCUGUUGGCUUUCAUCCGCGAGUAUCUCUACUACAUUGACAUCUCUCUAAUCGGGUGCAAGCAUGCGUGCGAGAGAGACGAUGCGUCCAAACCCGCCGAGCUGACCAAAUCCUCGACUGGGGAGCGUCCUCUUUUGCCGUCACGCACCAGUGUGAUGCUGAGUCGCAGGCUAACUGAUGUCGCCGUCUCUACACCUCUAGAGUACAGUGCGUGGCGCGAAAGCACCAGUGGAGGUGCUGGCGGUGGUGGCAGUGGUGGUGAGCCACCACGAGUGGAGAUGACCAACGCUCAGCUGGCAAGCGAGGUUCUGGCGUACUACGCUAACCUGCUGGACCUGCUAGCGCGGUGCACUAACGACUUGGACGACGACGGAGAGCAGGGAGACGGUAAUGGGAAACUAGACGCGAAAGACAUGGACGAAUCAGAGUCGCUAGACUUGUCAAGCAUGGAGAUUGGCAUUGUCCAGAACAUAUUCUACAAUCCGAGCGGUUUCCAAGGCAAGAGCCCACUCGACGGGGGCAGCUCCAGCGCACCCACUGUUCACCGCACGCCAAGCCAGCGCCGAAGAGCCAUUCUGCAGAGUUUGAUCUCACUACCCGACAUGCUCGGUCUGCUGGAGAUCCCGUUCGUCGUGAUCGAGUCUGAGGAGGUAGAGAUAGUACGCCGUGAUGACGGGACCACCUGUGAAAAGGUGCACAAGGCGCCUGUCAUCAAAGGUGUUCAGCCACAGCACAAGGCCGCUUUCAUGCUCUUCCUGCAACGUGUGUACGGUGUACCCGAUCAGAAGACGCUGUUUGCAAUCGUGGAGAAGUCCAUCCUCACAGACCUGCGUGUCGCAGCCACUGUCGGAAAUGCCCAGUGGUAUGGUGGUACGUCGGUAUUGGAGCUGAACCGCUACAUAUGUUCCUCCGUCAUGCCCUUCCUGGUACGCUAUGUACGUCUGUUCCGCGACUCGGAGCACAACGACGUGACUCUAGACACCAUGCUGCACACGCUGUACGCAUUGUCCAAGAGCUGCAAGCUGAGCUUGGUGCAGCGCGACUCCAUCAGCGACUUCCUCUGCAAGCUUAUCAAGCAAUUGCGUCCAAGCAUUCUGCAGCGUCUGCUCAGGAAACUCGUACAGGAUAUCCCCAAGUUGACGAAAACCACUGAUGUUGCUUUGACGGUUCUACACUGUCACUAUGACCACUGUGCUCGCUACUACGGUCUGGCUAGCGGCUGGGGUGCGUUUGGUGCAGCCAGCAACGAGGAGAAAGACUUGACCAUGCAACUCUUCAUGACUCUCUUGAACAAGCUUAGCAGCAAGAGUAUCAGUGAUGGUGGUCUAUACUGCAAGGCACUGGAGUGUCUCUGUGCAAUAUGCAGUGCCAUGGCACCUGACUACCUUCAGCCUAAACACCUGAUGCCGUCCGAGGCCAGCACAGAGCCUGGCAUGCCUACUUACGCUGGCUUUGUUCCGCCGCCGGCUUCAAGCGGCUCAGCCGACAACACAGAACCUGUCUUUAGAUCACGACCCACGAUUUCAGUGUUUGAGUCCAUGGAGGCACAAUCGGUGGAUGAUAGCAAUGAGACGUUCAUGCCACAGCCAACUGACACCUCCAAUGUUGAACUGACUGAUGAUCUUGAGGAAUGCGUUGAGGUGUUUUCUGCUCAUUGCCACGAUACGUGGGCCAUGCGCAAGUUUGCGCACGGCUACCAUUACGGCCCUGAGCGCGACGUGGAGAAGAGACUUCAUCCUCUGCUCCGUCCAUACAAGGACCUGUCAGAAAAUGACAAGGAGUUGAGCAGAAAUCCAUGCAAGACCGAGAUCCAGGCCAUGAUUGCCUGGGGCUGGAGCCUGCGAAGGCACGACAACGUGAACAUCCAUUUGAUUCCGUCUCGAGUGCGAGCAAUGCCGCGGGGGCAUAACCGUCACACCGACUACACGCCGCAGCCGUUUGAUCUCAGCAACAUCCCUCUCAGCAAGGCUAUGAUGUCGAUGGCUGAGCGCCUGGCAGAGAAUCGCUAUGAUGCCUGGGCGCUGGCCAAGAUAACAGCCGCACGGCGUACAGGAGGCCAACCUUUGCGUCACCAGCUGUUGGAGUUUGACAUGCUUCCCAGCAAGGAGAAGGAGGAGUUUCGCAUCCUGGCACGGGAAACACUCAAGUUUCUCUUGCUCUGUGGCUACAGAGUGGACCGAUCAGCAACACCACGUCUGGACAACAUGGCAAGACAGUGCAGCGCCACCAGCAUGGUAGAGCGCCGUUACUCCUACGUCCUGUUCAACAAGAUCAUCCGACGCCAGGAGCACAUUCUUGCCAUGCUGGUAGACGCCGGUCGACUCAAGCUGAUGGAGUUCCCGGCCACGCGCUCCACGUGCUACGUUCCCACGGCUCCGGAGUGCCGCUCCACCAACGCCUUUUCAAAGUCGCUGGAAGCUCGCUUGAGAAGCCUGGCCAUUCUCUACAUGCCUCUGGCGACGCACUACUUCAAGUGCCAUCACCAGUACUUCAUGCCGCUCGGCACGGAUCGCAAGCGCUACGGUAUGUGCUCGCGCGGUGAGAAGGCGCAGGUGGGCGACUUCUUCUUCAACCUGGUACUCAUCCUGCAGGCGCAGGACAGUGUGUUUGGCCAGAACACGGUGGACAUUGUAGCUGCCGCAGAAACUGUUGUGAAAGCGUUUGACAUGUCCUUGCUGAGCGUGGAUGAGUUCCCCAUGCUGUGCCAGCAGAUGUCCAACUUCUUCGCCCAGGCGUGUGAUGACCUCGCCAGCUGUAUCAUGAGUCGCUGCAGCGGCAAUCGCGAUGGCUACGUAUUCACAGUGCUGGUUCCUUUGCUGACGUUUGUGUUCACACACAUCCGUGAGCACAGCUUUGGUCCCAAGCUGAUCAAGGGUGACCUGCUUUUCGAGACAGAGAAGAUCAUCUCACGGCUCUACUACAUUGGUACAGAGCUCAAUGACUUAGACCAUAGCCUGCAACCUGUCAUUGGAGAAUGCCUGGCAGCGAUAUCCAGCGCAAUGCCUAUGGCUUUCCUGGAGAAAUCCACUGAGCAGGUGGACUCUUCAAAGACAACGUCCACCAUGAAUCAAAGUGAUGGUGAAAUGCCUGUGUUGAGCAAUCUGCUGGUGGAGGUUGAAGAUGCAUUGGCAGUGUCACGAGAGGAGAGAGGAUUUGCUACGGACAAUGUUGACGAGCAGGACUCUACUGAUGGUGAUGACGAUGUGAACAAUCAGAUACUGUCUGAUUCCAAUCAAGAAGUGCCCCAUGCUAUCACUGUGGUUGUGCCUAUGCUCAGUUCCUACAUGGAUAGGUGGUGGGACAAGGGUGCAGACGGUAUGUGUGUGUUUGGCAAGCGUGUCUACCCCACCGUCAUCAACACCAAGAUGGUGGACACGGUUCUCACACAGGCCAUGGAGAUUAUCAGUAACCAGUUUGGACAGCCUCGCAUGGACUGGAUCUGUCAGGCGGCGUGUGACUUGGCACCCAUCAUGAGAACCUGUUCAGUGGAGCUGUUGAAGACCAUGUUCCUACCAAUCUCCAAGAAGCUCAGCCAGCGUGUGCAAGCUCUCUUCUCUCGGGAUCAGCACUACCAGCGUACGCGCUGUGGUCCGAAGGAAGAAGCUGAGAUUAGCCAGGAGUACAACAUUCUGGCGCGCGACACUUUCGCAUUCUUCACGCUGUGCACCGCAUUCGUCACCGCCCAUCGGGAGAAGUGGUCCAAGCCUCCGCUGCCCAAGGAGCUAGUGCACUUCUUCUUGUACCUGGCUGAUGUGCUGCAUUGCUGGCACUUCUCACUGAACUUCCGUCGUGAGUUCCAGGUCUGCACUGCCGCCAUUGCGCAGAGGUUCAAGGGACAGCGUCGCUACACCCUGUCCGCACCAACCCCCACUCCCGAGAGUGGGCAUAAAGCUGGUAAGAUAUUCAAGCGGUCAUCGCUCUUCACGAUUAGCAGCAGCCUAGCAGACAAUCCAGUGGCGCAGAAUAACAGCCAACGGAGAUCGCUCUUCCCGGCCCACAGCAGCCAGGCUGACAAUCCAGUGGCGCAGAGAACUAGCGAACGGAGAUCGCUCUUCUCGACUCGCGACAACCUCGACCACAAUCCAGCAGCACAGACAAGUAGCAGACAGUCAUCACUCUUCUCAGUUCACAGCAGCUUGGCCGGCAAGUCAUCGGAAAAGAAAGUGUCGGGUGCCACGCCAUUUGUUCCCAAGAGCACACAGACUUCAGGCAAGGCCACUGCUGCAAGUAGUCGAAGUCAUGGGAAUGUCAUUGUUCAGUGCCUCAACAAGCUGCAUACCAUCAUCAUACAGGAUCUGACUAGUCUUGACUCCAGCCUUGUCCAGAAGGGACUGUCCCUCAUGUUACGGGGUGCUAAGGAACACGAAGUGGCCGAUCAUGUCAUCAAUGUCCUACAGCACCAGAAAAAGAAUAAGAUGUCCUCGCCGAAGCUCAGGAAGCGCCUCUCACUGGGCCAGAAGGCACAGUCGAUAGUCAGCAUGUUACCCGUGUUUAAGCCACGCAGUGAGCCGGACCUGGACCUGCGACUGCAGAGGAUCAUGAACCUCAUCCGGGUCAUCUAUCGACUUCACAAUGUGGACAAUCCCAGUCCAACAGCCAAGCAUGUGAAGCGCUGGAGGAAGCUGAUCACAAGAGAACGCAAGCGCACCAUCAUCAACUGCUUCCUGAUGGUACCACUGCACAAGCUGCCUAGGGACCGUGCCAUCAAUCAUUUCCUGGACAUCUACCGCUCUGAGUGGCUAGUGCCCAGCGAACCCAAGGCAUUCUGCCUGAUUGAGGAUAUCAAGACUGCCUCAAGCAUGCAAGCUCGCAAAAAGUCAUCAUCGCACACCAAACGUGAUGUGUCUAGCAGUGAGAUGUCACUACUGGCUCUGGAAGGUGCUAUGGACCCCAAGUACCCGGUUACAUCGGCGGGUAGCGCGGUUGCCAUGCCAACCAUUCCUAAACGUACUGAGGUCGAUCCGCUGUGCCAGAUCAUUCAGCUCUUCUCACGCUCGGCCAAGUGCAACAAGCAGAUCUUCUUCACAAUGCAAGACCCGCUCUUCAUUGCCUACGCCAACAUCCUCAGCUCGAGUUGCUCCAUGCUGUGUGUUGGAAACCAAACUCUACGGGAGAUGGUCCGGGACAUGUCCAAUCAUCGUCUUCUAAAGCAGCAAGACUACCUGUCUACUAGUGGGGCAGCACAGAUGGUCGUGCUCGUCCUAAUGGGAUGCAGAGGUGUACCAUCACCACUAGUCUAUCAAACACUGAACCUCGGCAUUGCCAUGCUGACCGGUGGAAAUCUCACUGUGCAGAAGACUAUGCUGGAGUUCCUGAAGGACAGCACGGACUCUGAGUUCUUUGCCAGCAUAGCCGGUCUCAUAGAGUCCUGUAGUGUUCUGGAUAUGGAUACGUACGAACGACACAACAAAGCAGAGACUCUUGGUGUGGGUCGUACUGCAGGUGAUCGAGCCCUGCACGAUGCAUCCAUGACGCUGGCAUUGUUCAGGUUUCUACAGCUGCUGUGUGAAGGACAUAACCUGGGCUUUCAGAACUACUUGCGCACACAGCCGGGCAACACAAGCACCAUCAACAUUGUCUUCCACACGGUCGACUAUCUUCAUCGCCUCCAGGAAUCAGUCAGUGAUUUCUUCUGGCACUACGUCGGACGCCAGACCAUCGAUGGACCGGGCCGAGACAAUUUGUCCCGUGCAAUGAGUAUUGCCAAACAAGUCUUCUGCACACUGACUGAGUACAUUCAGGGUCCGUGUGUCCAUAAUCAGCUUUCCCUGGCCAAGAGCAGGCUGUGGGAUGCGGUCGGUGGGUUUUUACACGUCUUCGCCAAGCUGCAGAUCAAACUAUCCCAGGAUCCCAGUCAGCUGGAGCUACUGCGUGAACUGUUAGAGUUGGAGAAGGAAAUGUCCGUCACUCUGCUGGCUAUGCUGGAAGAGACGAAUGUGACGAUAGCAGACAAGAUGGUGGAAACACUUAUGGAGUCUGUUGAGCAUGUUGAAGAGAUCUUCAAGUUCUUUGGCAUGUUCCUCAAGCUCAAUGACCUUGCAACAUCGCAAGCAUUCAAGGACUAUGACACGAACCGUGAUGGCUGGAUCUCCAACAAGGAGUUCGAGAAGGCCAUGGACGCGCAGAAGAUGUACAAUCGUGAGGAGAUAGCCUACCUGAUGAAGUGUGCCGACACCAACAAUGACGGACGUCUCGACUACAUGGAGUUCAUUGAGCGGUUCCACACGCACUCGUCUGAUAUCGGUUUCAGCUUUGCAGUUUUGUUGACCAAUCUGUCCGACCAUCUUCCCAAUGAUCCAAGAUUGGCUCACUUCCUGAACAAGGGCGCCAGUUUCUUGUCUCAUUUCGAGCCCUACCUGGGCUGUGUUGAGAUCAUUGGCAGGAACAGAAAGGUGGAACGCAUCUACUUUCACAUCAAGAAGUCCACCAAGACCGAGUGGGAGAGGCCGACCAUACGUGAUUCGACACGCGAGUUCUUCCACACGGUGGAGCGAGGCAAUCAGCGUGAGAAGCUGCUGUCGUUCUUGGACUUCUGUGAGGACACGAUUUUCGAGAUGCAGCAUGGCUGCAGAUUGAGCAACACUGAGCAUACGCAGAGAGUGCAAAGAGCAGAGAUGCACAUGCGCAACGCUCAUCUACUGGUCAACAUGCCGCUCAGCUGGACGUACUACACAAUCAAGGCUCCACUGUCAGCCGUUGCUUGCCGCUGCUGUGACUUACUGCAAAGUGUCCGAAACACUCCCUUCUACGUCAAGAAGUGGCUAGGGGUGAAGAGCAGCGUGAAGAAACCUGAGCCACCACCACAGCGUCCACGCUCAGAAAACGCCAUCAGCAAGCUGAUCACGGGCGCCAUAAAGCCCGACCAGGCACCGAGCAACUUAGCAUCGAGUGUCGCGUCGACCCCGGAAACACCGCAGAGCAGCAGCAAUGCCGGUCAUCCACUGACACCACGCCCGUUCGCGGAGCAAGACCGCAUGAAACUGAAACGCCUGCCCUCCGUUCAGGAGCAACCAAGCCAGGACGAGACAGAUGGAGCCGAUGGCUCACCUUCCAAGACGCCGUCACCAGCUAAGAAGCCAAUUCUGGAGCGACAUGAUGGCAAUGUCUUCCAUCGCUAUCGUCGACGCUCCCAAUCCAGAGCCGACGCACAGCAGGAGCAGCAGCAGCAGCAGCCUUCAUCACCUUCAAAACGUUCUUCAUUGCCGCGUGGUGUUGCGGUCGACAAGGGGUCCAUGGAUGUUGUUGAUGGACCUGCUGUUGCUGGUGGUGAUGCUGGUGCCAGUGCAGGUGCUGGUGUGCGGCAACGCCGAAUUACACGUGCUACUCUUUCACCUCUACCCAGACAUCCCUCGCAAGAUGGCGGACUGACGCCAGUCAAUGCCACCUCUGACCUGUCGCCAGUGCGUCGCCUGAGCCAGAGACUCAGCGGAACACUGAGCAGCAUGGCGGACAGUCUCCGCCGCUCCUUUGGCUCCUCGUGUGCUCCAGACGAUGGCAACGCCAUGCCUGCCACAGCAUUCAGCUAUAUCGGUACCUGUCAUAGUACAUCAUCUGAUAUUGCCCAGUGUCAAGCCGCUACCGCCGCUGCUGCUGCUGACAGUGGAGAAAGUGCCCUGAACCUGCCGCUGAGCACUGCGGCUAGUCGCAACGUCAGCCGAAACUCAUCACUGGCAUCAUCGGUGGCAGCCACCUCUGGUGGUGAUGCAGGCGCCACGCCGCCAGUGGGGGCAAGUAGUGCUGGAACUGGCGACGCAGCUGCACCAAAGAGAGGUGAUAGUGACUCGGUUGCCCCUGCUAGCAAGCAACGCUCAAUGACCGCGGCACGAUCGGUGAAUGAGCUCUACAAGCCGCAGAUUGCGCUCAUCCAAGGCAGCCUACUGUCAUUAUUUGGACGGUGUUUCACUGGGACGAAGAUGACUGCGCUGGUCCUGGCUUUCUUCAUCAACUUUCUCCUGCUCUUCUUCAGGGUUGUCCAUACCAAAUCCUUUACAACUCUGGGCAACGACUCUGAGUCACACACCACUGCAAGCCAGGAAGAGGUUGGAGUGGAGGAGCACUACCAGCAUGUACUAGGACCAUUGAUGUUCUGCCUGGGCAUCGUACACUUCCUUGUGUCAUGCUCGGCAUUGCUUGGCUAUGGCAUGCUAAAGAUACCAUUAGCACUGUUCAAACGUGAGAAGCGUAUCAUCAAGGAACUGCAGUUCAACGGCAAGUGGAUACUGGACUCGUCAACAUCCAGCUCCAUGGAUAGAUGGGAUACUAUUGUGCUGCAGAGCAAAUCAUUUCCUCGGCAUUACUGGGAUGGUUACGUGAAGCGAUCGAUACGUAACAAGUAUGCACCGCAGGUGGGCAUGGAACGUGUCUGUGACAUCCUCAACGUCCCCAGUGACGACACUUGUGGAAAGAUCCGCGAUGACAGUAAGGUUGAUUAUCGCUACCUUCUGUGGGCGGCUGGUGUACUGGCAAUGGACAAGAUGUUCCUCUACAACCUACUGUGGGUGGUGUUCAGUUUCCUAGGCAACUGCAAUAGCUAUUUCUUCUUCAGUCUUCACUUGCUGGACGUGGUGGGCAGUAUCUCCACACUGCGCACUGUGCUCAAGUCCGUCACACACAACGGAAGACAGCUGAUGAUGACGUUCUUGAUGACCUGUGUGGUCGUGUACAUCUACACUGUACUGGCAUUCAACUUCUUCCGCAAGUUCUAUGAGAAAGAGGUGGACGGGGGACAUGACCCCAAGUGCAACAACAUGCUGACGUGCUUUGCUUUCCACAUGUACGCUGGCCUGCGAUCUGGCGGAGGAAUCGGUGAUUCCAUCAAGGACCCAGACGGUGAUGAGUACGAGCUACCACGUAUGGUGUUUGACAUCACUUUCUUCUUCUUCGUCAUCAUCAUCUUGCUGGCCAUUAUCCAAGGUCUGAUCAUUGACUCGUUUGGAGAACUGCGCGAUCGCGAAGAGGAGGUCAAGUCCGAUGACGAGACCAAGUGCUUUGUGUGCGGUAUUGGCAAGGAGCGAUUCGACGUGACACCGCACGGCUUUCAGCUGCAUGUCGAGAAGGAGCACAACAUCUCCAAUUACCUGUUCUUGUUCAUGUACCUGUUCACCAAGGACACGACAGAGCACACCGGACAGGAGAGCUACAUACUGGAGAACGUCAAGGUGGGAAAGCUAGACUUCUUCCCCGUCGGUGCAGCGUUCAGAUUGUCAGCAGAGGAACACGCUCACGCUGCUUCCGCCAACAGCAACCAUUCACACCAGCAGACUGCGGCCGCAUUGACAUCCGCUAGAGUUACCGGAACGUGACCUGCCGGUGUCAGACGAGAAGAGGCUUGAGUGUGUGUCGUGGGUGAUGGAGGUGCGUAUUGAAGCUCCGCCGACGGGGUGUUGUGAUGAAGUGCAAGUCGAUAUGGCUGGAUACCAUGACUAGUGUAGGACUGCACUGCGAUUCGCUGUGUAGUGUUCUGCUGGCCACUUGAGUUUUGAUGCCAAUGUGUGUUUGUGCAGCCUGGUUUAUUUCUGCCACUGCCCCAUGCCAAUGCAUUCAGCCUUAUGUGCAUAGAGGCAUGUGUAUGUAUGUGUGCAUGUGUGUGUGUGUGUGCAUGUGGUCUAUUCUUGUUGCGUGGCAUGUCUGUAUUGUGUCCUGUUUGAGCCGUUCGCUCGUACCCCUGCAUGCACGCUGGCUUGCCCCAGCAGUACGAUGUCAUGUUAAGACAUGUGAUGCUAUGGUUCAUGUACUUCAGUACAAUGAUGGUAAUGUACCUGCAUGUUGCUUCAAGUUGCCCCCAUGGGCCAUUGGCCAUACGAAAAGAUUGUCCUGGGCACUAUGCCGUUAUGACGUUCUGUAACGCUGCCACUGUAUCGAGAAUGUAUGCUACUCUGCAACACGUAGCGAUGCUGGCAUACGAUACAAAUACAUGUGCCCGUUGAUGGUCGUCUUGCAUGUAAUCAUUGUCAGUCACUGAAUUUCUAUAAGCAUCUUUAUUCCUAUAUCCGUUUCUUACUUGACUCCACCCUUUUUCAAUGUGCUCUGCAUUUCAGCAAACCAAUGUGUGCACUUCAAGCAUCUGUUUGUGUUGAAUGUGACUUUGUAUCAUCAUGUAUGUUGUAAACUCGUGCGGACUGUUCCAGCACAUGCAUUGCCAUACUAGAAAGUGUACGCCCGACUGCACCCAUGCAGCAGUAUGGAUCCUGCUUGCUCAUUUUUCUCUUUCUCGUCUUCGCGAUUUCUGCUGUUUUGCUGUGCAACUCUGGACCGGCCGGUCACUAGAGAGCAGGGUCCAUUGUGCAUUGUUUGCUGGCUUUUCUCCAUCCGAAUCUAGUGAUCUACUUGUAUUCCUCCCUCAUCUGUAGGACAUGUAUUGUAUUGCCUACGUUGUCUGUAUGAGCUGGCUCUUUGUUUGCAUGCCUGGCAAUGCUUCGCCUGGUGUCCUUUUAAGGACAUAACAGCCAAAAGAAACGCUGUGUUCUGGUAUUAUUUUUUUGUGUCACCUGUUUAUACGCAUGUAGCUGGCCUACUGAUCGAAUGAUUUAGAGAAGCACUGACAUUGAUCAACGUGCUCGAAUCCAAUGCACACUAGUUGACCGGCAAAAUUGCCAUGCAGCUGUGUUAGUGCUUGGUACUGUUGCCAAUGGCGACAUUCACUGUAACAUUGAUAUUUUUCACAAUAACAUUGAUAUUUUUUGCAUUUCGUCACACAUAACAGCAAGCUAACUUUAUCACGGUUUUGAUACUGCUCGCUUUAUUCAGACACUAUCUCCUCCCUCAAUACAGCUUCUUUUAUCUUCCGCACAGAAUGUUUUCUUUUUCUUGCUCCCGCGAGAGCAAACGCUGAUAUUUCCUCAGCAUGUGUGGUUGUGUUUUCGCUGCGAGCCGUUCCGUUUCAGAUUGCCCGUUUUCAAAAACGAUAAUGUAUGCAAGCCUCA